GAACCGGCCUGUCCAGGUGCGGCCCCUCCCCGUGUGAUGUCACGGCGAGGCCACGCCCACCCUGCCCCUCCCCCACCUGCAGUCGCGCGAUCGCAGCCGGGGGGAGGUGGGGGAGGGGGAGCUCCGACCUCUGACCCCCCCAGACGGUGACCUUUGACCCCCCUCCCGCCAUGGUGCAGCACGGGGCGGGAGAGACCCCCCCGGACCCCCCCGGGCGGGGAGAGGAGGAUGGCGGGGUCCUGGACGCGACGCGGGGGCUACAGGGGCUGAACCUGCAGGAUGAGGAAGGAAAAGGGGGCGGGACCCCCAAAACGGGGGAGCUGGGGGCGGCGAUGACGUCAUCAGGGACCGCCGUGACGUCAGAGACCAUGACGUCAGAGACCGCCGUGACUCCGGGGGGGCAGUUGAUGUUCUCCCACUGCACCGACCGGCGCUGGAUCCUCCUGGGACCCCCCUGCGACCCCCCCCGGGUGCUCGCCCUGCGCAGCUCCGUCCAGGGUGCCAUCGGGCUGCAAAGGGCCGACAGCCUCCCCCGGCGGCGGGGGGGGGACCGGGGGGGAGCCCCCCAAACCCCCCGGCCCCGAUCCCACCAUGGCCACGGAACGCUGGCGCUGCACCUGGACCCCGAGUCCUACAGCGCGUGCCUGCGCCUGGCGGAGCUGGAGCGGAGGGUCCGCGAGGCCUUGGCCGAGCGCGAGCGGCUCCUGCGGGCCCGGGAGGCCCGAAGAGCUGCCAAAGCCCCGCCCACCCCGACUGAGGCCCCACCCACCCCGACUGAGGCCCCACCCACCCCAACCGAGGCUCCACCUCCUCCAAAAUCCGUCACGCCACCUCCAGCCCCAGCCACGCCCCCUCCUGAGCCGGACCUGCUCUGUGCCCUGCGGGCCCGGGGGCACCGGCCCGAGGCUGUUGGGGGGCUGUGGGUGCUGGGGGGGUCCCUGAGGGGGCCCCUCACCAAGAUGGGGGGACGCAUCAAGACCUGGAGGCGCCGCUGGUUCCACCUCGACCCCCACAGGAGGGUCCUGGCCUAUUACGGGGACCAGGCGCAGACGAAGCUCAAGGGGGUCAUUUACUUCCAGGCCAUCGAGGAGGUUUGGUACGACCCCGGCAGAGUGGCCGGAAAGAGCCCAAACCCCCGCCUGACCUUCUGCCUCAAGACCUACGAGCGGCUCUUCUGGCUCGUGGCUCCCUCGGCCGAAGCCCUUCGGAUCUGGAUGGACGCUGUGCUCACCCUCACCCGCGGAGGGGGGGCCUUCUGAGCCCCCCCAGAGCCUCCCCAGAAUCCCCCCGAAAUCCCCCCAAA
Messenger RNA from Chiroxiphia lanceolata (lance-tailed manakin), 1303 nucleotides. It is a transcript of the gene PHLDB3, whose product is annotated as pleckstrin homology like domain family B member 3. The record is from RefSeq and is a predicted model, not a curated record. Lineage: Eukaryota; Metazoa; Chordata; Aves; Passeriformes; Pipridae. The transcript has 11 exons. Bases 171 to 1259 code for a protein of 362 amino acids.